Branchiostoma floridae (Florida lancelet) is the source of this 1598-nucleotide messenger RNA. Its product is annotated as cytokine receptor-like factor 1. Bases 150 to 905 code for a protein of 251 amino acids. NCBI's taxonomy places the organism in Eukaryota, Metazoa, Chordata, Leptocardii, Amphioxiformes, Branchiostomatidae. Gene Ontology annotation, molecular function: protein binding. The record is from RefSeq and is a predicted model, not a curated record. The transcript is spliced from 5 exons.
CGGUUUUCCAGCGACCCGGAGUCUGGUAGAGACUAUUGUUUACUGUUGAGAGAUUUGUGUCAUUGGACCAUGACUGGAUAAUGAGACGUCCAUAAUGAUGCGCUAGAUGGAACGACAGUCGUGCAGUAGUUAGACAUCGCAGCAUCACUAUGGCAACACGUUCAGCUGUCCGCUCAUCACUCGUGGCUGUGAGUGUGCUUCUCAUGACCAUUCUCAAUUUAAGUGUUCAAAACAACGUUCAACCCGUAACUCCGGUGGCCGAAAUAGGCUCCUCUUCGUUCACCUUCAACUGCACCGUGAACCGAACGGACCUCACGGCGAACGACACUGUCUGGAAGCACUACAGCGAGGAGCUUCCGCAGAAAUGGUACAAGAUCGUUGACGCUACCCUGAUCCAGCUGGUCAUCCCCAACAUCACGGAGAGCUCGCGGGGAAUCUACGAGUGUCGCUCACGUUUGGACAACCGGCACCUAAUUGGGGGGGAGAUUCUUGAAGUCGGUUAUCCUCCCGAUCAGCCCACGUUCGAGCGCUGUCUGUCGGACAAUCUCGGACCCUUCACGUGUUGGUGGAACCGCGGGCGCGACCCGAUACUCAAAACAACGUACAACCUGACUUACACCUUCAAUGACGGUAGUGGGCUACCAUACACCUGUCCCGACCUUGAGGUUUUAGAAGAUUCCAGUUCCCUAGCAUGCCACUGGGGAUACACUAGUGCUGGGCUUGAACACAGGUUCAUGCUUACAGCCCAAAACGCCCUGGGCUCACAGAAGACAUGGCCACCAACAUACGUCAAUCCCAGCCAUUUUGGUAAAAGUAAUGAACAAAAAAGAUCAGAGAAAGGACCAAUGAUUUUCACAAAAAGGAAAUAUGCAUGCAUUCUGAAAUCAGCACUAGAACACCAGUAAUUGUUUACAUCAAAAUGUCAAUUGUUUUACAUUCGAUCACAUCACUGAAAUGAGAAAAAGGUUCAAAGUUUUGAUUAUCAGAUCAAAAAUCCAGAAUCAGAUGUUGCUUGUCUCUCCUUUGUUUCAUGUUGUUUUUGUUACCCUGGUGGAACAAAUUUGUGUCUCUCUACAUGUAUAUGUCCUUCUGUCUGGUAUCGUGUUGGCUUUAUGUUUGUCAAAAUUCAUCAUUGAAUUUUAAUGUGACUUAAGCUGCUUGCCUUGGGGAUUUAGUUAUUUCCCAAAUGCUGCAUGCUUGGAGGAUAAUUUCUGACCACGUUUUUUGGCUCCACAGUGUAGAUAAGGAAUACAGAACUGUGAACGAAUGCGAACUUACAUCGAUGAACGGGGAAACAGUGGCUUUCUUCUGCACAGACACAACAGCUGCUGAUCUUUUACACAAGUUUGUAAUGGAGGCCGAAAAUAACCUGGGCACUGUAACGUCCGACCCUGUAAUCCUUGAUCCAGGACAUUAUGGUAUCACACUUCAGUUUGUGUAGAGGUGGUCAUGGUAUCACACUUCAGUUUGUGUGGAGGUGGCCAUGGCAACAGCAGCAGACAUAUAUGGCCACUAGAGUGCAUUUUUUUUCUAACAGAGUCGAUCCAGUAACUAAUUCCUCUGCAUCUUCUUCUCCCACAUAUACUUCCUUCCUUCUU